CACAAGUCCAGCAUACCCCCAGAGGCUGUGCGGAAGAGGCCGUUAAUACGUCCUUGACGCCCAUGCCGGAGGCCAAUAAACUAUGGAUACACUGCAAUCGCUGCUUCGAGCAAUUUACCUUCAAGAGGCACAUUUUCUUCCUACUGGCCUGCCAGCAUGUCAGCUGCGAGAAAUGCGUAAAAGCCUGCCUGGGACGCACGCCCAGCGAUGCGCCCAUCUACAUGUGCCCCAUUUGCCACAAGAGUGUGCGCGGUCGGCAAGUGACCAACUCGAUGCCCAACAUUCUGAAGCGAAUGUUUCAUCCGGAGCCGUGGAAUCUCUCGCAAGAUAUCAUAGAAACAUUCCAGCGGAGCAAUCAGAAACACUUUGAUAAGUACAAGGAGAAGAAGGAAAAGGAAAUGGAUAAAUUAGACAAGGACAUAGAAUUAGCGCAAUCUGUGUGCCAAAAGCAUUAUCGCGAUCAACAAAUGCUGCGCGUGGAGCGUAGAAAACUGACCCAACGAAUGCGUCAAAUCAAAUUGCAAGUGGCAAAGCAAAAGGAGGCGCAACGACGUUUUUACAUCUCCAAGCGUCGGCGAUCGAUGGAAGCCCAGCAGUCGGGUUCCACAUCGGGAAAGCUAGCGACCAACCCACCUGUUUCCAGGGCCACUCCCAGCUUUCGAAAUCCAAUGCCACCGCCCCAAUCGGUGCAAUCUACGAUCGAUGCAGGGAAUCGCAGGCAGCAGAUCACCAGCUUUGUGCACGACUCAAAUAAUUCAUUCGACCUGUAAAUGUAUGCUCCGUAUUUUCCUCUAACUAGAUUUUGGCCAGUAAGUAGGUGCUAUUUUUAAUUAAAUUGAAGCUUAAUGUUUAAAAGCAUCUUGGGAAAAGUAAAUUUACGUUACAUAUCAUUUCCAAUAACCUUUUUAUGCUGAUCCUUUUUGUUGACCUUUUCUGUUUAAGCCCUAUUUUGUUAACAAUCCAAUAAAGGUUAGUUUUGAAA
Molecule: messenger RNA, 982 nt
Organism: Drosophila obscura
Lineage: Eukaryota; Metazoa; Arthropoda; Insecta; Diptera; Drosophilidae
Gene: vilya
Product: RING finger protein vilya
Exons: 4
Coding region: 63-770 (235 amino acids)
Biological process (GO): homologous chromosome pairing at meiosis; protein sumoylation; reciprocal meiotic recombination
Cellular component (GO): synaptonemal complex
Molecular function (GO): SUMO transferase activity
Source: RefSeq, a predicted model, not a curated record